This is a messenger RNA of Saxophila tyrrhenica, 1779 nucleotides long. It is a transcript of the gene AGP2, whose product is annotated as general amino acid permease agp2. Gene Ontology annotation, biological process: amino acid transmembrane transport. NCBI's taxonomy places the organism in Eukaryota, Fungi, Ascomycota, Dothideomycetes, Mycosphaerellales, Extremaceae. The record is from RefSeq and is a predicted model, not a curated record. Gene Ontology annotation, cellular component: membrane. The coding region runs from base 1 to 1779 and encodes 592 amino acids. The transcript is spliced from 8 exons. Gene Ontology annotation, molecular function: amino acid transmembrane transporter activity.
AUGGCGUCGAAGCUCUUUGGAGGCGGCAAGUCGCCCUUCACACAAACGACAACGAAUGAUAGCGAUAGCUCUCCUUCGCCUCCUGGGUAUGAUAACGAUACCGAGCGAAGAAAUUCUGCCGUGGCUACAGUGACCGGCCUCAAGGACACCACCCACCGAGGACUCAAAGCCCGCCACAUUCAGCUCAUCGGUAUCGGCGGAACGAUAGGAACGGCGCUCUACGUACAGAUCGGUCGGGGCCUCCUGAACGGUGGCCCUGCCAGUCUCUUCAUCGCCUUCACGAUAUGGUGUGCCUUUAUCCUCGCCGUGACCAUUUGCAUGGCGGAAAUGGCAACCUACCUCCCCAUUUCGUCCCCAUUCAUUCGGUUCGCAGGACGCUACGUCGACGAGUCCUUCGGCUUCGCGGCUGGCUGGAAUUUCUUCCUCUUCGAGGCGAUCAUGGUGCCUUUCGAGAUUACUGCCUGUAACUUGAUUAUCCAUUACUGGUCUGAAGCCGUGCCAGCCGGAGGUAUCAUUGCUAUCAUUAUCUGCCUCUACGCCGUCAUCAACGUGACCGCAGUCAAAUGGUACGGAGAGACCGAAUUCUGGGCUGCCCUGGGCAAAAUGCUUCUCAUCAUUGGCUUAAUCAUCUACACAUUCAUCACCAUGUUGGGAGGCAACCCGCUUGGGGACCGUUACGGGUUUCGCUACUGGGAAGACCCCGGUGCCUUCAACUGGUUGUACUACGACAAUAAACUGGGUUAUUUCUUGGGCUUUCUGCAGUGUUUGAUCCAAGCGUCAUUCACCAUUGCCGGACCUGACUAUGUCUCUAUGGCCGCCGGAGAAGCAGAGAACCCUCGUGUCGUCAUGCCCAAGGCCUACAACGCUGUCUUCUACCGCCUGACCGCCUUCUUCGUCCUCGGCAGUCUGGCAGUCGGCAUCAACGUCCCCUUCGACGACCCGACCCUCAUCAACGCCUUCGAGAAAGGCAAGCCAGGCGCCGCCGCCUCCCCCUACGUCAUCGGCAUGAUCCGCUUGAAGAUCCAAGUCCUGCCCGACAUCGUGAACGCCCUGGUCCUCACCUCCGCCUUCAGCGCCGGGCUCAGCUACCUCUACUGCUCCUCCCGCUGCCUUCUCGGCUUGGCGCUCGAGGGCAAAGCGCCCAAAAUCUUCACCCGCACAACCCGCAACGGUGUCCCGGUCUACGCCGUCGGCGUCGUCCUGGUCAUCAGCUUACUAGCUUUCCUGCAAGUCGCCGAAAACACCGCGACGGUCCUGAGCUGGUUCGUCGCCAUCAUCACCGCCUCCCAGCUCAUCAACUUCUCCUGCAUGUGCUACACCUACAUCCGCUGGUUCAACGCCCUCAGAGCCCAAGGCAUCGAUCGCCGAACCCUGCCGUACCGGGGGUGGUUCCAGCCGUACGCUGCAUACACGGCGAUGAUCGGAUGUAUGGUCAUGACGCUCGUGGGAGGGUACAAUGUCUUCCUUGAUGGGUACUGGGAUACCGCUAGCUUCGUCUUCGCCUACUUCUCCGUCGCCCUCUUUCCCGUCCUCUUCAUCUCCUGGAAAGUUAUCAAGAAGACCAAGUGGCGGAAGCUAGACGAGAUCGAUCUCAAGGGCGAGGUUGAGGAGAUCGAACAUUACACACAGAAUUUCUUGCCAACUCCGUCAAAGAAUGCGUUCGAUAAGUGGUUCAACAUCAUCUUCGGCGGCGUCAACUACGACAAAGACCUCAAGCGGAUGCGCGAGGAGGGCAGGUUGCCGGAGGGCUACCUUGAUCGCUUUGACAAGAAGGAGUAG